Bursaphelenchus xylophilus (pine wood nematode) is the source of this 297-nucleotide messenger RNA. NCBI's taxonomy places the organism in Eukaryota, Metazoa, Nematoda, Chromadorea, Rhabditida, Aphelenchoididae. The record is from the annotation of a GenBank genome assembly.
AUGGACGCCACGCAAGCCGAGAAACGCCAGUCCGAGAGCUUUGAUAGCGCUCAGCAGAGAAUUCACGACAUCUACACAAAACCGUUGACGAAAGGGCUACAUGUGGAGUUCGAGCAUCCUAAUCAGCACGACCAUCCUCAGCAGUACGAUCAUGCUAUAGCCAACGCGGAGAACGAAGGAAUGCCAGCACAUGGAAGGGAGCAAUUUGAAUCCACCGUGGGUGAGAUUGCCACUCAUCUGGCACAGAAGGUGGACGAUCAAGUUCCGGUUGACGUCGAUGAACGUAGCGCCAAGUGA